Molecule: messenger RNA, 438 nt
Organism: Astrephomene gubernaculifera
Lineage: Eukaryota; Viridiplantae; Chlorophyta; Chlorophyceae; Chlamydomonadales; Astrephomenaceae
Source: the annotation of a GenBank genome assembly
CAAUUACCGUCAUUACGGCGGGCAACCCUAGACGUACUUUACAGCCUCUAGCACCUCCGAUAAAUCGCGAACCCUCUCUGCCUAAAAUCGCUUCCGUCAUCAUCUGGGUUAACUUGUAGUCACUACUCGUAAAAAUGGAGUUGGGAUCGCCGCGUUCGCCAACUGUUCAGUUCCCCGUAUCUGGACCGACGACAAACUGCGUCUGCCCGAACGCCCCUCGCAAGCCAGCUUUCCGGAGAGAACAGCAAACUGGAAACUUUGAUACGGCCUUGACAUGCGCUAGGGAGUCGCUAGAGGUCAUGUCGGAAGAGGAGCGCCAAGCCGCCCUCAAACACCUGCCGAGGCACACACUUGAAGGCGUCUUCCUUGCCUUUUGCCAUUGGCAAGCCGGCUCCCAACUGGGUCUGGACUUCCAAAACCUUCUCGCGCUUGCACCAU